CAGACUUGAGUUUGUUAUUUUUGUAAAAUCGGGUAGUUGAUUAAAUUACAGCCGAUAAAAAGAUAUCGAUAGGUUAUAGCAUUGAUGUACAGUAAUAUCUUGUGUUUUUGACGUUCGUUUUGAUGACAUUUGUAACUCAAACGUCGCGUACCUGGAUUUGACAUUUCCCAGUGAGUUUAGCAACAUGGCUAAUCAGCUAGCUUUAACGUUAUUAGCUCGACCUGAAUUUAAAUCGGCAUGCUUAGGUACUUCAGGAUAAGCAGUUGGCAUACGUCUGUUUGUUCCGCUACUACUGGUCUUGUAUGCCAUGGCCAAAAUCGCGGACCAGGGCAAACUUAAAACCCAGCUCCUCAUAAACUCCAUUCCACUGGUUGCUAACAUUAGCCAGUGACCCUAACGCUCAACAUGUGUGUAAAUAUAGGCUGUAACAAUUUAGGCAAAUUUUAUAUGCAUAGCAAAUCAAAGGCAAUAUGACAGCUAAAUUUCAAAGAGUGUCAUUUGAAGACUUUAGUAAUUUACAUGGGUGUUGGAUCCCUACCGGAUCGGGUGCCACUCGCAGCAGCCAGAGACCACAAACUCAGUUGCUGUUCAACAAAGCAAUCCCGCUGGACCCCUCUAACCGAGAAACCCGCGUUGGGCCCCCGGCACCCAUUGUAAUUGAGAAGUUCGUGCAGCGGGCCACCGAGCAUGCAGAUGCGGACAGCUGCGGCAGUUCUCUGCGCUUCUCCGUGCUGUCAGAAGAGCGUUUGCAGACAGCUGUCAGGCUUGCUAAGAGAGAUCUAAGGAGAAGGCGCCAACAGUCCCUCAUCAGCACCCCCCUCACCAGCUCACCUUGCAAACAAGAGCAUGACUCUCAGGAUGACCGCAUCACAGAUGUCCAGCAGAAGGCGAAGAAGGUUACCUCUAAAGGACAGCAGACCGGGAACGUUCAGAGAUCUGUGUCAAAGUCAGGAGCAGAGGUGCUGGUGUACACCCCUCAGAAGCUAUCGGCUCCCACUGGACCAGCAUAUGGCCAGUCGCCUCCCACCAGGGACCUGGGGCCCAAAGUCGGCAGUAAACUGAGCCAAGAGAUACACAAGCUUCAGAAGGAGUUGGGUACUUGUGUCCAGAGGAUAGAGCAACUGACUAAUAAAGGUCGGCUGGUGGGCGAGCCCCUGGAGCCGGAGGAGCAGCGCAGGAUGGAGAUCCGUCGGCAGGAGCAGGCUGCACGCUCGGCUCGAAUCAUCUACAACCUCCAGCAACAGGUGAAAGACAUUCAGGAGGAUGUAGAGAAGCUUCGGUCCCAGAACAUCAAACACACCAAGAGGUCCAGGGCCAUGGACCGGCUGACCGCGGCCCACCGCGGAGCGGUCAGGGCCAUGCAGGUGUUCACCAACCAGCUGUCGGACCCAGCCGACUGCAGGGUGCCCCCCCACUACAAGGAGCUGGGCCAGCUGAUUCGCCAGCUCUCGCUCUGCUCGGCCAAGGUGGAGGCGGGCCAGGACUCCGCGGUCCCAGAGACAGCCAUCGAUAUCCUGCAAAAGCUGGAGACACUGGACACAGCUCUUAGUAAGCAGCAGAGCCCCAGAAGGAGAGAGCUGAGGACGUGCAGCCUGUCCCCUAUCAGACUGAGGUCCCCUGUGGGCAGAUGGCACAGCAUGUCCCCUCCCAGAUCACCCAGGGCCCCGGCGCCCCGCAAGCCCCCAGCACAGAGAAAGAGGCCCAAAGGGCCCCCAGUGUCCAGGAGGCCGAGGCCAGCAGUGCAGAGGCCGGGGGGGAAGGCGAGGAGCGCGGUGCUGCGGGCCGGGCUGGAGAGCCUGCUGCAGCUGAGGGGGCACGAGGAGCAGGCAGAGCAGAGUCGGCCCCAGCCUCCUCCUCCCAAGCCCCGCGGUGGCACCAGCAACCAGGCAGCUGAAUCCUACCCCGACAGGAACAAGCAGGGUGGGCUGCCUCGUGAGUCUGGCUUCCAGCAGCACACUGUCUCCUCCAGGCUGAAGGAGAGCCAGAUACCGCAGAAGGAGGCCGUGGUCCCCUGGAUCCCCACAUCCCCUCGAUCGCCAAACAAGCAACGGCCCGUAUCAAAGAGGCCGGAGCCCAGGUGUCUCUUCUCCACCCUGCGGAGCUCCGCCGGUCCCCCAGAGCAGCAGGGCCGAGGCGGGCCACCAGAGGAGCUGGGCCCACAGGGGAGGCAGCAGGCCCACCAAGAGGCCCUCAGGCAAGCGUGGCUGGACAGGAUCACGUCGGAGCGGCUGCACGAGCUGGAGCGUCUGGGCCACGAGGAGGCCGAGCGCGUCCAGCGGCUGCGAUCUGAGGUGGGAUCUCCUACUCGCUGGGCAGAGCGAGCUGAACAGGCCGCAAGAGAGAGGAUCGAGCCUCUGCUGGAACGAGCCCAGAGGCUACGUGAUUCGUGGGACAAGAAGGGCACCUCUCUCCGACAUCGUCUCUCUCAGCAGGCAGCAGACAAGACGGCGGCCAGCGCGGAGCUCCUGAGCGAGGCCCUCCUGGAGGACCUGCUGGAGGACGCGGCGCGCACGCUGCAGGCGGUCAGCACGGACAGGCAGGCGGAGGAGCAGGCCACCGCCCUGGUGCGCGCGCCCACGCUGGACACCAUGCUGCAGCGCAUGGAGGAGAUGGAGAAAGACCAGGAGGCUGUGCGGCGGCGCUUUGCUUCUAUUGCCUACUCAGACCCCCUGUACUGGGAUAAGCCGCAGGCACAAUCAGGAGACCAGAGGGGAGGGGUGUUGUCCAGGCCAUCGUCUCCCCAGCCCAUCCGUCUCACCCGGCCAGCUCUGAGGCACACCAGGAACCCAGAGAUAAUUCUGCAAAGUCCAGUUGAGUCGAGUGUCUUGUUUGAGACGCCCGUCCUGGAGAACGGCAGUCCGGCACAUGAGCCCCAACAACAGCAGAGCACCAAUGGCAGAGUAGGUCGUCCAGGAGGAGUCCAGCUGUCUCUGCCCAGCAGCGCGCUCAACAGCAUCCUGAGCUACAGGGACAAUCACAAUGCCUACCUGAGGCUGGUCUCCCACGAGGCAGUGGGCAGCUUUAACCCCUGGGCCAUCGCAGACAGUCUGGCGGAGGAGCUGAUGACGGAGGCGUUGGCGGACGUCGCUGCGGAGUUCCAGGACGUGUGCGAGGAGUACGCCGAGGCCGUCUUCACCUCAGAGUUCCUGCAGCCGAUCCAGUCGCCCCCUCCCUCGUCUGCGUGAACGGCGAGUGGGUCGGGGGUGGACGCAGGGGAAAUGAUGGAGGCAGCCUGUAAGAAUCCCUCUCAGUAAUUUCCCCUUUCCCUUGCCAAGCAAGGAGAGAGACCCAUGUGAGAUUUCAAACAUUUGAUGAGGAUUUUUCUCAUUUUGUGUAUAGAUGAAUUCAAGUGUGUAUUGUUUUGUAUAUUCAGGGACUUAAAACAGUUGGAGUGAAAUCAUUGGACUAUGAAAUACUGACUUUACAGCUGCGCAGAGCCUUUGGCUCGAUGGAAUGUGUCCAAGAGUCUGAGUGAAUCCGCCAUUUUUCGCACCUAUCGGCCAGUUCUCACUGAGGCCCUAAUGCAGGGGUGAGCCGCUGCCUCUGCCCCUGGGGACGUCCAUUUUAAUGAGAGUUGAAGGCUAAUGGGGACGUGCGAAACAGCAUUAAGAGAUUCCAUUCGCACCACCUUCACAUACGUUCAUUGCACCCACUCAUUCACCACAUGGAAAAGAGAGAAUAUAGUCACUUCUUCUUUUCAAAAUGCAGCGCUUUAAGGGCGAUCUCACUGUUCCAAUGAUAGGCUUGAUGACUGUGCGGAAAAAUAAACUUUUAAACUGGCAG
Sardina pilchardus (European sardine) is the source of this 3783-nucleotide messenger RNA. RefSeq names its product KIAA0753 ortholog. NCBI's taxonomy places the organism in Eukaryota, Metazoa, Chordata, Actinopteri, Clupeiformes, Clupeidae. Gene Ontology annotation, cellular component: centriolar satellite. Bases 471 to 3185 code for a protein of 904 amino acids. Gene Ontology annotation, biological process: protein localization to centrosome; centriole replication. The record is from RefSeq and is a predicted model, not a curated record. The transcript is spliced from 18 exons.